Paramecium tetraurelia is the source of this 444-nucleotide messenger RNA. RefSeq lists its product as uncharacterized. The record is from RefSeq and is a predicted model, not a curated record. NCBI's taxonomy places the organism in Eukaryota, Ciliophora, Oligohymenophorea, Peniculida, Parameciidae. The transcript has 2 exons.
AUGAAUCAAUUUGAAUCCAAUGAGGCGAGAAUUUUAUACUUAAUCUAUACUCUCUAUUAGAACAAUACAAUCUCUUUAGAUUAGAAGGGCAUACUAAAAGGUACUAAUAGUGUAAUCGUAACAGAUUAUUUAAUCACAAAAGGUAAUGGCAGAUUCAUGAAUGCGAUAACUUCAUUUGAGCAGUCCAAAGAUAUUGAUCAAUUAUCUCAAUUCCUUAUUUAAUUUGUUGACAUGGAGAACUCAUUAUCAGACUAUGUUUCAGUGGAUUCUUACAAAACAAUAAAGUCCUCGAAACCAUGUGAGUUAUUAAAGGAAACUACUUAGAGUUCGAAUACAAAUUCUAACCAAUAUAUACUAUUUUCGCCUGUCUUGAUUCAGAAAAAGAAUAGAGACGCAUAAUUUAUUUCUAGGAAAGAUAGAAAAUACUUAACUUAAAUAUAAUGA